UUACACCUCUACCUUUUUGAGAUUUUGUCUCUGUGGGUUUCAUCUGUAACUAUGAUAAAAUGAGAUCGGAUAUUUUUGAGAAAAUGAUCACUUCCUCAAGGUAGAAGCUUGCCUCUGAGGAGUUGAGGUUUAUUUUUGAUAGAAGGCAUAUAUAUAUGGGAUUGUUAGUUUCUUCAUUGCUAUCACCUUGGGAACAAAUCUUGCGCAGGCUUUAUGGGGAGGUGACCUUGAGAGUGGACAGCUUCAUGAGAACAGAUUCAGGAAAAAUGACAAAUUCAAUAGGGUCAGAUAAGAAAAUUGUAGUAAAUUUGAAGAACUGCAAACCUGAAAUGGGAAUGCUUGAGAAAGCUAUCUCAUUCAAGAAUUUGGUUCAGGACAAAUCAGACAAAGCUGGUUCAAAUACACUGAAGGGGAAAAAUAUUGGAGUAUUGCCUCAUAAGCUUGUACCGGCGAUUUCUCUUCCAGAGCCAGCAUUCUUAUUGUCUCCCAGACCCAUUAGUGAGCUUUAUGCUGCGGCUGUCAAGCUUCAGAAGGUAUACAAGAGCUACCGGACUCGAAGAAACCUUGCAGAUUGUGCAGUGGUGGUUGAGGAGCUAUGGUGGAAGGCAUUAGACUCUGCAGCUCUUAAGCAAAGUUCUGUUUCAUUCUUUGAUGAGGAGAAACAAGAAAGUGCAUUUUCAAGGUGGUCAAGGGCCAGAACAAGAGCAGCCAAGGUGGGAAAGGGUCUGUCAAAGGAUGAGAAGGCUCAAAAACUGGCUCUACGGCACUGGCUUGAAGCUAUUGAUCCACGCCACCGGUAUGGGCACAACUUACACAUGUACUAUGAUGUUUGGUUUGACAGCGAAAGCACUCAACCUUUCUUCUACUGGUUGGAUGUUGGUCAAGGCAAAGAAGUGAAUCUAGAAAAAUGUCCUAGGAACAUUCUACAGCGUCAAUGCAUCAAGUAUCUUGGACCGAAAGAAAGGGAGGAAUAUGAAGUAAUUGUUGAGAAAGGGAGGCUUAUUUACGGACAAAGUGGUGUGCCUGUGGAGACGGUGGAGGGUUUCAAAUGGAUAUUUGUUUUGAGCACAACUAGGGCCUUAUAUGUGGGGCAAAAGAAGAAAGGCUUGUUUCAACACUCUAGCUUUCUAGCCGGCGGUGCUACCACCGCAGCGGGCAGAUUAGUAGCCCAUGGCGGAGUCCUUGAGGCUAUAUGGCCGUACAGUGGUCAUUAUCUCCCAACCGAAGAGAAUUUCAAGGAAUUCAUCAGCUUCCUCAAAGAAAAUCAUGUAGAUCUCCGCAAUGUCAAGAAGUAUGCAGUCGAUGAUGACUUCCCUUCAGUCAAGGUGAAGGAUGAAGGACCCAUGUCGAAGGCAAUGGAUGGUUGUGAUGAAGGUAAGAAAUUAGAUCAAACGGAUGUAAGUGGCAUAAUCAAGGGGGCUACAACUUCAAAGGGCGAUCAAGAUGAGAAGGACAAGAUCAACGGUGCAAAAGAACCUCUGUAUAACUUGGGGAAGAGAUUGUCAUGCAAGUGGACGACAGGAACUGGACCACGUAUUGGGUGUGUGAGGGACUAUCCUCCGGAGCUGCAGUCGAGAGCACUGGAACAAGUGAACCUAUCACCCCGUGUUGCUCGUGUGGUGGCUAAUUACGGCCCGAUUCCUUCCCCACGGCCCAGCCCGAAUGUCCAUCUAUCUCCAAGGCUUUCAUACAUGGGCCUGCCCAGUCCACGGAGUUCUAGUUCUAAAUUAAAUAGUACUGUAUGGCCUUAACAUUAUUGCGCGUCUAACCACAACAGUAAAUUUUUUUUUUUAUU
Messenger RNA from Rubroshorea leprosula, 1795 nucleotides. The record is from the annotation of a GenBank genome assembly. Lineage: Eukaryota; Viridiplantae; Streptophyta; Magnoliopsida; Malvales; Dipterocarpaceae.